CGGCCCGGCGGGGCCCAGCGCGGAGCGGGCGGCGGCGGAGCCCCGGGACUGCCCCGGGCGCGGGCGGGCGGCGCGGUGGCUGCGGCUUUGCCCGGUUGAAGGCAGUGAUGGAACGGUUCGGGGUGAAGUCGGCUCCGUCGCGGAACCGCUCCAAAACYGCUCUGUACGUGACCCCCCAGGACCGUGUCACAGAGUUCGGCAGUGAGCUGCACGAGGAYGGGGGGAAGCUCUUCUGCACCUCCUGCAAUGUGGUGCUGAACCACGUCCGCAARUCCGCCAUCAACGACCACCUCAAGUCCAAAACGCACACCAAGAGGAAGGCGGAGUUUGAGGAGCAGAACRUCAGGAAGAAGCAAAGGACUCUGACUGCCUCCCUCCAGUGCAACAGCACUGCCCAGACAGAGAAAAGCAGUGUGAUCCAGGACUUUGUGAAAAUGUGCCUGGAAGCCAAUAUCCCCCUGGAGAAGGCUGAUCACCCCUCUGUGCGAGCCUUCCUGUCCCGCUACGUUAAGAAYGGCAGCUCCAUACCCAAGUCGGAGCAGCUAAGGAAAGCAUAUCUGCCUGAUGGSUAUGACAAUGAGAACCAGCUCAUCAACACUGAAGACCGUUGAGAAGACAACUGUUUUCAUCCUUGUUGUGGAGUUUUACAUAUUGAUGGUGUGGUUUAUUUUUAUAUUCAUGCAUAUAUACAGUGUUACAUAUUGAUUUUACAAGCUAUUUUGUAUUCUUGUAGAAAUGACAAUCUACUCCUGAACUUAGUGGCAUGCCACAGAUUGUCGCUAACCCUGCAGUGGACUUCAGAGCUACGUUGAUGUAGAGCUCAUGAGGAAUGUAAGGAGCAGUCCUGGCAGACACCUGAUCUCUGUUCAGUCCAGCUGUAACUGAGGCUAAGAAAAAGGCACUUGAAUGGAGCACCUCACUUCACAGUGCAUCCAAGAAGAUGGUGUGGUAGGGAUUGCUAAUCAUGGCAGUGGACUGCUUUGUCUCAUAUCCUGUCCCUGAAUGACCAAGAAGAGGUGCUGCACCUUUGAAAUCCAAGAAGCUCUAGGAUGGUUAGUUAAAAACACAAGUGCUCUGUUGGGGGAGGACUGUUGCAACUUUCUAUUCAAGCUUGGUUUACCUUUUGAAACAAAACUUUUUUUCUUCUAGAACACUUAUGCUGUUUAGUGCAACUGUGGACGUAUUCAUUAUCCAACUUAAACAAGCAGUCUCUUGUACUGACCUCUGAACUCUGCUAUUCUCCUAAGUUCUGGGAGAACUUAAGUGGGAGUUCUGCAGGUUUGCCAUGUCUGCUUUUCUAAAAUCACUGUUUCAUCAUAUUGGUUUCACAUGCCCCCUUCARUUUCCGUGCCAAUAUUUAAAGCUGAGUAGACAAACCAGUCUGAGUGUGGUUUGCAGUGCAGCUGCUGUCAAGUGAAACUCAUGCUGGACCAAGUUCUUAGCAGAGAGGAUUAAUGCCUUUUUUCAYACUAGCAGGGCUAAGGAUGCAAAAUCUUAAUUGGGGAUGGCAGGGGCACUAAACUGUGGAGUUCAGARGGUUUUUUCAUUGUGCACAGAAGAGGCUGCUCCAUCUUUCCCUGAAUGUCCUUUACAUCUCUGGCCUUGCCAUCAGCCUUUCAGUCAAGGGAGGUAAAGUGAUUAAAAUAGUUUUUAAAGCAGUUACUGCAAAGGCUCUUCAGUACUCCCAAGCACAAGUAGGAAGCUGUGUAUACUUUGAAGCUAUACUGGAAUUACAGACCUGGGCUGUAUUUCUUACUCUGUGCCAUGGCCACAUCUAUUGAACUGGCAAAAGUAAAAUUGGAAAUUGAGGAAUUUCAAUAAUGUUACCCUUUMCAAAAUCUACUAAACUCUUACUGAGCUAUUCCAAAUUAUGAUGCCAAAUAGUUCACCUGAUGCAAGUGUUCUAUAAGUUUUUGAAUGAAAUGAGGGAAUAUUGUGUAAAGCGCUGGAAUACAACUGAAUUCUGCCUGUACUGGAUUUCCUGGAGAUUCUCUAUGUUCAGAGAGGUGCCAAGCAUCUCCUGGGAACACAGGAAUCCUCCUUCUCAGUGGGUACAAUGGCAUAAGAAUGCUUUAAUUCCUGAGGAUAGAGCCAGUUGUCCAGCUUCCUUCUCCCAGUAGAGUUUCACAGCAUUUUAUUUACAGUAAUACUAAGGAAUUGCUGGAAAGAGAUAAAAUAACCAGAUUAUUUUGGGUUUGGAGCUAUUCCCCUGGCUAUAUUUAGAGCAGUCUCUUUUACUGGGCUGAGAGAGACUUACUGKUUUUUGGUGCAAUUAGCUCUACAGAAAUGCACUUGUGUUGUUCCAUUUCCUGCAGCCUCCUGAUCUGAAAUCUGCUGGAAUAAAUGGACAAAGCUGUGGAYAGAAGGCUUCUUGUCCAUGUGCACCAGUCCAAGGCUGUUCAGUCCACUGUUGCAUCUGCAGCCAGGAACAGCAACCUGUCACUUGGCUUGGCUGGUCUAGGACUACAGACAGAAAAAAUAGUAGCAACUUUUAUAUCUAAUCCUGGAGAUCAAGAUAUGCCUUCCUAAAUAUCAUUUUUUAUUGCACAAGCUUGGGUUUAGCUUAAAAUAUCUAACUACCUUGGGCUAGAACUGUUUAAUAAAUCUUUUGAAGCCAAGUGAAAAGUAAACUGCCAGUAGCCUUUUCUGUCCUGACAAGAAUUGRAAGUGUUCAUUCACAGCUACUGUUUCCUUACAGUGAAACAAUGUCCUUGCUUUAAUUUUUAAUCUUUUUUUUAAGCCUCAGCAAUGCUAUCUUAGAAUUGAAGAAAAUGGAAAAUAAUGCAAUAUUGCAGCUAGAGAAAUGGGAUGAUCAAAAGGUAGGAAUUUGGACUAGUUCACUCAGUUUUUGCUAACAUGGGAUUUUCCAGGCUGCACCCCAUUAUGAUUUUAUAUAGGAUUUGAUGCUGUAUGUUCUUCCCUUGAUUGACAAACUGACAGACAGGGGAACAUUAAAUAGGUUUGUAUAACUUAAAAAAAAUCAAGUUUGUUUCACAUUUAUGGUUUUACAUAAAAGUAAAAAAAAAAAAUUGACAAGUGUAAUGAACUCAAGGCACACUAGCUUGCAGGAAUUGCUGUCUUAAUUAUAGGAUAUUUUCAUUUAAAACUAAAGCCACAACACUCCUCAAGCAUUUUUGAAAAUCACAAUGUUGAUUCAUACUAAAAAUACUAAUAAUGGAGUAAAGCUAUGGAAAAUAAAGCACUUGCAGAUAAAUUAGAAAGAAUAGUGAAUAAGUAAGUUUAGAAUCAUGAAUGUAACCCAAAUCAUGAAGACUCUUAGAGAAAAUAAGUGGUUGCAUUCUGUCAUGAAACAGAGUCCUGCAAACACUCAAAUUCAGAGCAUCAUUUUGCCAGUAUGACUGCAGUUGGAUAAAAUAUAGCUUUCUUUAAAUUGCUGUUGAUCUCAGAGAAGAUUUACAGCAGAAGUUUUCUCAUCUAGCUAAACCUAAGUGAUAAUUAAAUCCUAAUUUGGAGGCUGUGAUGAAGUUGUUUGAACAGUCACCAUGGGGGUUUAUUUACUUGUGCAAGAAUGUAUUUCCUAUAAAGAAUACUUUCAGAAGUAAAGGGAGGAUGGCAGCAACGUCURCUUUCCACUUUCCAUCCAUAUGUAGGGACAAGCUCUAAGGGAUACUUUUUUCCAGAUGGUUUUAUGAAUAUAUUUGAACUCUAAAUGUAAUAUUACAAAAAAUUAAAAUAAGAAAUAUUUUCUUCUCUGACCAGUACUUAAUGUAGCCAACCAAAAACUAAAAUUACUUSUAAGUAUUUUUCUUGAAACAAUGCUUGCAAAGAGUAAAAUACAAACAGAAGCAUUCUCUGUUGUGUGACUCCUUACAUCUGCACACUAUGAUAGUUUCAGCUCACAUGGUCUUGAAAAAACAUGAGCAAGCUUCCAAAUUUUUAAUCAUUUUGAAGCCUGUAAUUUGGCAGGUCCCUAGGGAAGGUGAAGCAUUCAGCAUAAUGAAAGGGAAAUCUCUUUUUCAAUGGAGAGAGAAACUUGUUCCACAAAGUAUGGGAUAUUCUCAUGAUAGAAGGAGUGUUUUUAGCCAGAGCCCCUUUUAGCAAUUCUGUUGAACUGAAGAGUGAGAUGCUCCUUGUUAGGUUUUGCAGCAUAAUGAGCUGGUUUUCAGGAAAAAUGAAAAAAAAAAACAAAAAAAAAACCUGGAAGUUUGGCAAGGAUAAUCUCUAUAUUUACAUAUAAAGAGACGCAAGGCUCACUGUUGUUGCAUUCACAUUGUACUCACUGCUACUUUGUGUAAUUUGAGUGCUCGUUGUCUUUGUACAAUUUUGAAGUCGUGUCUAACUUUCAAAAUAUUUUUAUUUUAACAAAGCUUCUCACUGUAAUAGUGCUAUUAGAGUUUAGUCUCUUUUGGUCUAAUGAAGAUGCUUUAUUUUUGUUUUGGUGGUAGGGAUGUUUUGUUGAUGGUGAGUGGCCACAGAAAUGGUUUUAUUUAAAAAAAAAGUCAUGAACUUAUGAUUAGAUGCUAGAGUGAGGCUGAAGAUACCUGGUUCCUGCAGUGCCACAAGACUUCCUGUAGGAACAGUAAGACCAGAGUAAGUGAUUUAAGUUUUUAUAUUAAAACAAUACUGAAGAGAAAUACUUUACAUUGUAAAGUUUUCACUUGGUAAUGAAAAAAACGGUCUCUUUAAAAAAAAAAUAAAGGUAUUCCUUUUUUAUAAAACUUA
This is a messenger RNA of Malurus melanocephalus (red-backed fairy wren), 4683 nucleotides long. It is a transcript of the gene CGGBP1, whose product is annotated as CGG triplet repeat binding protein 1. The coding region runs from base 108 to 611 and encodes 167 amino acids. Gene Ontology annotation, biological process: regulation of transcription by RNA polymerase II. The record is from RefSeq and is a predicted model, not a curated record. The transcript has 2 exons. Lineage: Eukaryota; Metazoa; Chordata; Aves; Passeriformes; Maluridae. Gene Ontology annotation, molecular function: double-stranded DNA binding. Gene Ontology annotation, cellular component: nucleus.